Miniopterus natalensis is the source of this 3266-nucleotide messenger RNA. It is a transcript of the gene CDC7, whose product is annotated as cell division cycle 7. The record is from RefSeq and is a predicted model, not a curated record. Gene Ontology annotation, molecular function: ATP binding; protein serine/threonine kinase activity. Lineage: Eukaryota; Metazoa; Chordata; Mammalia; Chiroptera; Miniopteridae. Gene Ontology annotation, biological process: mitotic DNA damage checkpoint signaling; protein phosphorylation. Gene Ontology annotation, cellular component: nucleus.
CAGACUCGCUAGGUGGUGCGCUCUGGGAGGCGGCGACCCAGGCAUCUGGGGAGCCACGGAAGUCGCGUUCCCUUAAACUCUGCUUUGCUCCCCCUGUGGACAUGAUCCCUUAGCUGGCAUUUUGCAUCCCAGUUUUGUGAUGGAGGCGCCUUUGGGGAUUCAGGUGGAUGAACCUAUGGCUUUUUCUCCCCUGUGUGACCGGUUACAGGCGGAUGGCUCCUUAAAAAAAUAUGAGCAGAAUUUUAAACUACCAGGUGUUAAAAGAGAUAUUGAGAAGCUUUAUGAAGCUGUACCACAGCUCCGUAAUGUGUUUAAGAUAAAGGACAAAAUUGGAGAAGGCACUUUCAGCUCUGUUUAUUUGGCCACAGCACAGUUACAAGUAGGACCGGAAGAGAAAAUUGCUCUAAAACACUUAAUUCCAACAAGUCAUCCUAUAAGAAUUGCAGCUGAACUUCAAUGCUUAACAGUGGCUGGGGGGCAAGACAAUGUCAUGGGAGUUAAAUACUGCUUUAGGAAAAAUGAUCAUGUGGUUAUUGCUAUGCCAUAUCUGGAGCAUGAGUCCUUUUUGGAUAUCUUGAAUUCUCUUUCCUUUCAAGAAGUACGGGAAUAUAUGUUUAAUCUUUUCAAAGCUUUGAAACGCAUUCAUCAGUUUGGUAUUGUUCACCGUGAUGUUAAGCCCAGCAAUUUUUUAUAUAAUAGGUGCCUGAAAAAGUACGCCUUGGUAGACUUUGGUUUGGCCCAAGGAACCCAUGAUACGAAAAUAGAGCUUCUCAAAUUUGUCCAGUCUGAAAAUCAGCAGGAAAGUCGUUCACAAAAUAAAUCCCAUGUAAUGACCGGAAACAAGAUUUCAUUGAGUGGCCCAGCAGCACCUAGGGAGCUGGAUCAGCAGCCCACCACAAAAACUUCUGUUAAAAGGCCCUACACACAUACUCAAAUUCAGAUUAAAGAAGGAAAAGUUGGAAAGGAUGGAUCUGUAGGCCUUUCUGUCCAGCGCUCUGUUUUUGGAGAAAGAAAUUUCAAUAUACACAGCUCCAUUUCACAUGAGAGCCCUGCAGUGAAACUUAUGAAGCAGUCAAAGACUGUGGAUGUACUUUGCAGAAAGUUAGCAACAAAAAAGAAGGCUGUUUCUACAAAAGUUCCAAAUAGUGGUGUGAUGAAGAAAAUUCCCAGUUCUUGCCCAGCCAGCCUGACCUGUGACUGUUAUGCAACAGAUAAAGUUUGCAGUAUUUGCCUUUCAAGGCGGCAGCAGGUUGCACCUAGGGCAGGUACACCGGGAUUCAGAGCACCAGAGGUCUUGACAAAGUGCCCCAAUCAAACUACAGCAAUUGACAUGUGGUCUGCAGGUGUCAUAUUUCUUUCUUUGCUCAGUGGACGAUACCCAUUUUAUAAAGCAAGUGAUGAUUUAACUGCCUUGGCUCAAAUUAUGACAAUUCGUGGAUCCAGAGAAACUAUCCAGGCUGCUAAAACUUUUGGCAAGUCAAUAUUGUGUAGCAAAGAAGUCCCAGCACAAGACUUGAGAAAACUCUGUGAGAAGCUCAAAGGCAUAGAUGCUAACACUUCCAAAUUAGCAAGUGAUAUACAAGAGCCUACUUCUCAUGACCCAACUUUUCCAGAGAAGACUGACCAUAAAGCUCCUUACCUCAUACAGACACCUCAAGCACAGCACUCAGGGAAUUCAUUGUAUAAAGGGAACAGAAAUGGCUGUGGGGGCUGUUUUGAUGCAUACACUACCAACCUAGAAGGCUGGGACAACGUCCCUGAUGAAGCUUACGACCUGCUUGAUAGACUUCUGGAUCUAAAUCCAGCUUCAAGAAUAACAGCAGAAGCAGCUUUGUUGCACCCUUUUUUUAAAGAUAUGAAUUUGUGAUUAUUUAGUUCUUCAUUUAAUAUUCCCUGUUGGGUAUUGUGAGGUGGGGUAAGAGAGUUCUUUGUAGAGCCAUAAGUUCUUGGUUAGAGACCAGGACAGGAUGAAUAAUUUAUUUAAAAAUUUUAGUAUUUGCUCUCGGCAGAUUAUAAAAUAUGGAUUAAGAUUAUUUAAAUUGCCUGCGUUAGUUUUUGUACUAACAGCAUGAUCUUUGACUUAGAUCUACCCAAGGAGAAUCAGCUUUUUAGUUUCCCUAAUUACUUGUCAUUGCCAUGUACAUAAAAAGGAGCAGUUUUAGCCUUGUACCUUGGGGUUCAGGGUUCAAGUCUUAAAAUUAAUGGAUGUAUUAGGGAUUAAAUGAGUCAAAAGACUUAAUUGGUUUCUUCAGACUGUGAGCUGUGUGUACUUUUGGGAAACUCAACCUGGUGCUGGUGCUCUAACCGUUCUGUGGGUUAAGACACUUUCCUCUGCUAGAGGCAUAUAGUGUACCUUUUGUGAACACUAAAACAAUUAAUGAGAAAAUGUUUAGGUGGGAUAUCACUUAACAUUGAAUUUAUCCAUUUAAAAAAGUAUUCUGUGAAAGCAUUUAUUGUGUGAAUCGUCAUUUUUUAAAAAUAGUUUCUCUCUUGAUUUUUUUGCCGCCUCUACCCCCACUUCACACAUUCUCCUUGGAAAUUAUAUGGUGCUUUCCAGAAAGGUUCUGGGCGCUUUGUUAAAUAUUGUAUAUGUUUACAGUUGGAAACUUAAAAUAAUGCAUAUGCUGGUUGAUACAGGGAAGCCACAGGACCAAAGUGAAUAUUGAUAGUCCAAAAUUCUUUUUCUCUCAAUGUGUGUGCUUUUUUUUAACACCAUCUUAAGUAUAAUUAGGUGGCUGCUAAAAGGAAGAGUGAACACAGAAUUGAGAAUAUUACCAGAGGUUGUUCAUCUGCCUAGAGCCGUCCAGAUCUCUCUAUUCUGUGUUCACUAAGUUGCUCCUGCUAAGAGAAGGUUGGUUACUGAGUCUUGACUGGGGUGGGAAGAGAGAGAAUGAAGUAGGCAAAGUAGAGAAGAACCAGAGAGAGGUUUAUGUUCGACUAUAUAAUGUACUAUCAGUGGCAGCGUAAGGACUCUGGGAAGUGAGUCGGGAUGUGGAUUUGUCGAGAAGUUUCCCAUUGCUAGAAGUCACAGUAUAGAACCAGCUUAGGGACAUACAACUUUCACUGUAUUUUGAACAUUGGAGUCAGUACGUCUACCUGCACUAUUUGGUAAGUAUAGUGUGUGUGUGUGUGUGUGUGUGUGUGUGUGUGUGUGUGUGUGUACCAUUACCAUUGAUCGCUCUGUUUUAUGCUGUCAUCUUUAAAAGAAAAAACUUGAAUUUUUUUGAAUUUGUAUGUUUAAUAAAGUUAUCCUUUUAUAUAUUUUA